This is a messenger RNA of Closterium sp. NIES-65, 2553 nucleotides long. The record is from the annotation of a GenBank genome assembly. NCBI's taxonomy places the organism in Eukaryota, Viridiplantae, Streptophyta, Zygnematophyceae, Desmidiales, Closteriaceae.
AUGGCUACCCCUAGUGUCCUCGCUUUUGACGCUGAGGGUCGAGCCAUUGACUUUGACGUCUGGAUAGAUGACCUGCAGCUUUUCUUACAGUGCUAUAGGGCAGACGGUCUCUCUCUCUUUGACCUCACCUCAGGUGCCUCUCUUGCCCCUGCUGCUGAUGCUAACGCCACUGUUCGCUCACAGUGGGCCACACGCGAUGCUGCUGCACGUCUUGCUGUGCGUCGCCACCUGCCUACCACUGAGUGUGCGCACUUUAGCCAGUACAAGAGUGCUCAGACCUUGUACGCCGCUGUAGUUGCACCCUACUCCUCCCCUGCCACUGCUGCACUGGGCCACCUCAUGCUACCGUACCUCUUUCCUGACCUUGCUGCCUUUCCCACAGUCGCUGACCUCAUUACGCACCUCCGCACUAGUGACACUCGCUACCGCGCUGCGCUUCCUGCUGAGUUCUGCGCCAAGAACCCCCCCCCAUUUUGCCCCACCACUCUCACCGUUGACCUCCUCGAGAAGGCCCUCCUAGCAGCAGAGAAGAGCAUAGUCGCUGUAGGAGCCUCUCGUGGUGACCCUCGCACCCCCAUCUUUGAGGGGUGUUCCCCCUCCCCCCUUUUGCCCUCUGUUGCCUCUGCUGCUGCGGCCGACCUCGUUGGUCUUGAGUCGGUCGGUGCGGCGUCUACCCCUAGCGGGAGACGCCGCCCUGGCAAGGGCAAGGGGGGCAGGGGCGCUGGAGGAGCUAGCGGGGGCGGUGGAGGCGGCGGUGGAGGCGGCGGAGGGAGUGGGGGUGGCGGUGGGGGUGGUGGUGGGAGUGGAGGUGUCGGUGGCGGGAGUGGAGGCGGAGGAGGCGGCGGCGGUGGUGGUGGGAGCAGAGGUGGCGGAGGUGGCGGCGGCGGAGGAGGUGGAGCUGGUCGGGGUGGCGCUACGCAGAGGGUCGGCUCCGGUGGUGGUCAGCGCCAGCAACAGCAGCAGCAACAGCGCACUCGUGACAUCCCCCCCCCUCAGCAGCUCCGUGAGUGGUACGCUGCACGCCAGCGGGGUGGGGGUACUGGUCCGUGCACCUACGUCCUCCGCACCGGCGACCGCACGGGUGAGCAGUGUGGGGGUGCGCACCCCACCCAGCGCUGCUUUGGCCGCCUGUCGGACGCUUGGCGUCACCAGUUUCCGGAGGCCACGGAGAUCCCCCGCUGGGGUGAGCUGUCUAGGGCGGGCGUAGCUAUCUUUGAUCUUGACUUUGAUGCUGUUCUUGUUGCCAUGUAUGCUGUGACUAUUAGUGAUGAGGGUGACUGUUACCGGUGUUUCCCGCCCGGCCCGGGCAUUGGGACUGCUGCUCUAGGUACUGGUGAGGCUGCUGCUCUAGGUGCUAGCGAGGCUGCUGCUCUAGGUGCUAGUGCGUCUGCUUCCUCAGGUACUGGUGAGUCCGCGCUCUCAGGUACCGAGUCCGCUUUGGCCUCCCUCACCUUCACCCUUGACUCGGGGGCGUCUCGCUCCUUCUUUCGAGACCGCACCACACUCAUGCCGCUUGGUCGGCCAGUUGCGGUCUCUCUAGCGGACCCCUCUGGGGGUCCUGUCCUUGCUCACUUCUCCACUGUCCUCCCGUGUCCGGCGGCUCCCUCUGGCACCCUGUCUGGUCUUUACCUUCCCUCGUUCUCUACGAACUUGGUGAGUGGCGCUGACCUUCAGGAUGGGGGAGUUCACGAGUUCACUCCUGCGAGCCAGCGAGUGACCCACUGCACGGACGCUCGGACGGGCCGACACUUGGCCACGUUUACUCGUCGGCCGGGGUCGAACCUGUACACACUGUCUACUACGUCUCCAUCUGUCCCUGCGUCCGGUCAGGUAGCUACGUCGGGUCAGGUGUUUGCUGCAGCGUCCGGGUCUCGUCCUGAGUCUGCCGCCUGCUCGUGUCGCCUCCUGUCUCACGAGACUCUCCUUUGGCACCACCGCCUUGGUCACCCCUCCCUGCUUCGUCUCCGAGGCAUGGCCUCCCGUGUCAUUGUCUCUGGUCUUCCCCGGUCCCUCCCUCCCCUUCCUCUGGGGCCUGGCCCUACCUGCGUCCCCUGUGUCGAGGGGCGGCAGCGGGCUGCCCCUCACACCUCCCAGUUUCCUCCGACGGAGGCCCCGCUGCAGACGCUUCACAUGGACGUGUGGGGCCCGGCCCGCGUUCCUGGGCAGGGUCACGAGCGCUACUUCCUGUUGGUGGUUGAAGACUACUCGCGUUACACCACAGUCUUCCCCUUGCGCAGCAAGGGUGAUGUCACUGAGGUGUUGAUCGACUGGAUCCGCGCAGCUCGUCUCCAGCUCAGGCAGAGCUUCGGCUCGGACUUUCCUGUUCUGCGUCUGCACUCUGACAGAGGCGGAGAGUUCUCAUCUGGCCUUCUGCGAGCCUACUGUCGUGCGCGAGGCAUCCGCCAGACCUUUACGCUUCCGGAAUCUCCACAGCAAAAUGGGAUUGCUGAGCGCCGCAUUGGCAUAGUCAUGGACGCCGCUCGUACGUCCAUGAUGCAUGCGGCUGCCCCCCAUUUUCUGUGGCCGUUUGCGGUUCGGUACGCGGCGCAUUAG